CGUAAUUGCAGUAGUAUCCGUACAGUUAGAAAAGGCAGCCAUACUCUUUUUUUCUUAAAAAAAAAACAUUAACAAAAGUACUUCGAGAUGUAAUUUUAUCCGAUGUGUUAGGUACUGCCGUACAGAUGUACAACAUCUUUCAUUCGUUAUCUUCUGCCAGCUGCCAGGAUGAUCUGCUAACCAGCUUAAGCUAGUUAGAGUAAUUUCGCGGAACACCUCGUUCUGUUCUUCAUAAUAGUGAAGCUUUUCUGUCCCCCCCGAAGCGUGUCUGUUUAAAUCGGUUCAGAUGAUUCAGGAGUUGCAUCGUAACCACUUUCGCAUAUGGACAAUGAUGUGAUCUGUGAGGUCUUUUAAGUAUUUAGGUUGCCUAAAUGUGCGUUCUUUUUAUGAACUUCCAGGCCAAUUUCCGUUUAACUAGUUAUGUCUGCUUGUAGAGACUAUUUAACUUUUUACUGAGAAAUAUUUAGAAUCGUUUUUUUCCUAAAGUAAGUAAGUGCUUUUGAAUAAUCUUCCCGUGUGCUUCCAGCAGUCCUAAAUCGAGAAGUGCAGCCGCAGCGACGCGUACCUCAAAAUAUUCAUUUAAAAUGGCUGUUGGCUGAGGAAAUCCCCAGUAUCAUAACAAAAAAACCGCACUUUCAUUUAGAUAAACCCGAAUAUAAAGAUGGAUGGAAGACAGCAGACCCCGUUGCCAGUGGAUUAUCUCCAGUACUGGCUCCAGGCCACCCAACAGAUCCAGGCACUCCAGGCGGCACAGUUCCAGCAGACAGCCUGGGCUAACCCUCUCUUUCAACAGUCACAUCACACACCCAUCUCUCUACAGACCACUGCUGGCACUGCCAUUCCUGUGCAAGACCACGCUCCACUCACAGCUUCACCAGCCCCAGCUCAAGCACCAACAAAGGGCAAGAGAGGAAGAUCUAAGCAGGAACUCAAAGAGAAAACUAAGGCCAAGAAGGCCAAAGAGAGUGUGGAGGAGACGACAUGUGAAGCCUCCAGGGAAGGGCUCCAGGAAAAAACCGACGCGGCCCCCAAGAAACCCAAGAGGAAAGUGGAUCGCUUUAAUGGAAUGACUGAGGAUGAAGUGAUGACCAAAACUCUGCCUGACAUCCUUGCAUACAAUCUGGACUUUGUGAUAAUUGGAAUCAAUCCAGGACUAGUGGCAGCUUACCUUGGGCGGUGGUUCCCUGGUCCUGGGAACCAUUUUUGGAAGUGCCUCUUCAUGUCUGGUAUCAGUAAAGAGCAGCUCAACCACAUGCAUGAUCAGACGCUUCCGGAGAAGUAUGGCAUUGGCUUCACGAACAUGGUGCAGAGGGCCACACCAGGAAGCAAAGACCUCUCCAGUAAGGAGUUUCGUGAAGGAGGCAGGAUUCUGGUGGAGAAGCUGCAGAAAUACAAGCCUCUCAUAGCAGUCUUCAAUGGGAAAUGUAUUUAUGAAAUGUUCUGUAGAGAGGUCUUUGGUGCCAAGCCUAAGAAUCUUGAAUUUGGGUUGCAGCCAACCAAGAUUCCAGAAACGGACACGGUGUGCUACCUCAUGCCCUCAUCCAGUGCCCGCUGUGCCCAGUUCCCACGUGCUCAAGACAAAGUACAUUACUACAUCAAACUCAAAGAGCUGCGUGACCAGCUCAGGGGUGUGGUCCACAACCAGGACCUGGAAGAAAUUCAGUAUACUUUUGACCUUGGCAUGGCUAAAGAGGAUGCCAAAAAGAUGGCCAUCAAGCAAGAGCAGUAUGACCCAGGCUACGAGGCAGCCUUUGGUGGGGCGUAUGGAGAGGUGGAACCUGGGGCUUCGCAGAGCGCCAGCCAGUGUAGCUUCUCCUGUGGAAAAGAGCAGGGGUUACCAAGGAGUGACGUGGCUCAGGUGCCAGAUGGCCAUUGGAUGAUGGAAUCUUUCACGGAUCAGAUUCCAGAUAUCAGAGGCGGCUCUGAUAUUUAGGGAGAGGGGCAGGCUUGUACCAAAGUGCCUCUUACACCCUGCUGAAUAUACCUCAUUUUUGGAUGGCUGAGCCAACAUAAAAUGUUGCACAAUGUGGGGGUGGAAUUUUUACUGUUUACAGAAUAGCAUUUAGGUAUCACAUGUAAUUUGAGUAAAUUCCGGUUCAACAUAACAUGCAGGUUAUAUUCAUGUGAGUUUCAUCUCAUAGUCCAAAGACCUUUACAUUCAGGAAGGUUUGUAUCAGCCAAUAAUGUAACAACUACAGAUAAUGUAACAGUAUGCCAAUAACAGUUUCUCCAUUUUUAAUGUAAUGUCAGUAAUGUAAUGUUUUGCUGAUUAAUGUAAAAUAUUACAUUAUUGAUUCAGCAAAUGUAUUACAUUAUUGGCCAGUUAUUAAAUUGACUUGCAUUAAGAAAGGGAAAAUUAUUACAUUAUCGCCAGUUAUUACUGGCCUCUAGAAGGUUAAUUGAUUUUUUUAAGUGUUUAAUUGCUGCUGAUGGUUAAAUCAGGGAUUUACUGAUAGGUUUUUAGCUGAAGAAAUUUAAAUUAGUAAACUAGGGACUGUCUGGUUUUUUUGACUGCUUGUUAUUGCAUUAAUGUUUUGAGUGUCAUGAAGUGUCUGUGCAUGUUGUAGAAAACCACCUCCUCCAGCUUUAGUGGGACUUUUUAUCAUUAUUUUUUGACUCCUUUUCUGAACACUAUCCAAUCAUAAUUCUCCUUAUGGCAGUAACACAGAGGACUGCCUAAAAUGUAGUAACCUAAUAAAUCUUAAUGAAGAUUUGUGCCCUUGAGAGGUAAAGUGGGCUAUCCCACAUGUCAGUCAAAAAUUAGCUUAGUGUCCAGUAUUAAUUAUUGAGGGUCUAUUUUAAAUAUACCGAGAUCUGUGCUACCUAUGAUAUAUAUCAAUUGUAGGGUAUAGGCACGCUGAUAUAUAUAUAAAAAAAAAUUCAACUUUAGUGCUCAUUUUCUCAAAACUGUUUUUGUGGGAUAGCCCACUUUACCUCUCAAGGGCACAUGUGUACCUGCUAUGUGGAGUGGGGGGCAGCCAGGUGCUGGGUGGGACAUGCAAGCUUGCCAAGGGGAGCAGAAAGGGUCUACAGGUGUCACGAGAUCCUUUGGAGUCAACUACAUUUUAAUAAAACUAUGUCUGUUGUACAGUUUUGUCUCUUAGUUUGAAGCAAGCUUAGUGUUUAACACGUUCCAAAUUAAAAAUAAAUUCUGGAAGAACAUAAAAAAAAAAAAAUCGUCAGGAUUCA
This is a messenger RNA of Brienomyrus brachyistius, 3189 nucleotides long. Its product is annotated as G/T mismatch-specific thymine DNA glycosylase-like. Gene Ontology annotation, molecular function: mismatch base pair DNA N-glycosylase activity. NCBI's taxonomy places the organism in Eukaryota, Metazoa, Chordata, Actinopteri, Osteoglossiformes, Mormyridae. The transcript has 10 exons. Gene Ontology annotation, biological process: base-excision repair, AP site formation. The record is from RefSeq and is a predicted model, not a curated record. Gene Ontology annotation, cellular component: nucleus. Bases 662 to 1933 code for a protein of 423 amino acids.